Molecule: messenger RNA, 1872 nt
Organism: Pollicipes pollicipes
Lineage: Eukaryota; Metazoa; Arthropoda; Thecostraca; Pollicipedomorpha; Pollicipedidae
Product: dnaJ homolog subfamily B member 6-like
Exons: 6
Coding region: 219-1052 (277 amino acids)
Molecular function (GO): Hsp70 protein binding
Source: RefSeq, a predicted model, not a curated record
GCUGGUGGAGAAGGUUCCGCGCGCUGCCGUCCGCACGUUCGCGCGUCCGCUCUGGCGGAAUGAGGCUGCUCAGCGACGCGCGCCCGGGAACGAGCUGAGAGGCAGCGGUGGGAGCAGGUGUGCAUAGACGGGAUCUGGACUCAGGUGGCGGUGACGAGCUCAGGGUGCGGCAGGAGCACAGGACCAGGUCCGGUCCUGACCUGACCUGAGGUCGCACCAUGGUCGACUACUACCGGGUGCUUGAUGUGCCGCGAAAUGCGUCCACCGACCAGAUCAAGAAGUCGUACCGCAAGCUGGCGCUGCGCUGGCAUCCGGACAAAAACCUGAAUAACAAGGAGGAGGCGACGAAGCGGUUCCGUGACAUCUCAGAGGCCUACGAGGUUUUAUCAGAUGACAAGAAGCGGAAGACGUACGACAAGUACGGCAAAGAGGGCGUGAGGAAUGGCGGCCCGAGCCCGGCGCACGCGCACCAGUACCAGCACCACCACCACCAUCACGGCGGCUUCCCCGACGACGACUUCAACUUCCUCUUCACCGGUUUCACAUUCCGCGACCCGGAGGACGUGUUCCGCGAGUUCUUCGGCUCCGACCCGCUGUCCGACCUGCUGAACGACUUCUUCUCGCCAGGCAUGCUGGACCCGCUGAGCGGCGGCGUGCCGCGCCGAGCCCGGCCGGGCCGCAGCCGCGGCUCGCGCCACCCGCCGUCGGCCGGCGCGCCCGCCUCCCAGCUGAUGUCGCCGGCGCUCUUCUCGCCGUUCGGUCUGGGCGGGCUCGGCAUGAUGUCGUCGUUCGCCGCCAUCGACGCCAUGAUGGACGGCAUGGGGCCGGGCGGCGGCUUCGUGACCGCCGACAGCUUCAGCACGCACAUGGGCCCCGGCGGCGCGGCCAUGAAGCGAACCUCCACCAGCACCAAAUACGUCAACGGCAAGAAGAUCACCACGCGACGGGUGUACGACAACGGCCGAGAAACGGUCGAGACGUACGAGAACGACGUGCUGAAACAGCGCCUGCUGAACGGCGUGCCGCAACGCGUCUCGGCCCACGCGCGCUAGCCGCCGUCGCCGGCACCGAGCCAGUGAUAAAUCAGUCCGCGUGUCCGCCGGCGCACCGGCCGGCCGGUCAAAUCCGAACACGAGUGGAGGCGCGCCCGCCGACCGCCGCGCCAGGCGCGCUGACGCCGGCCGAAAUCGCCAGUCGCCGCAGCUUUGUUCGCGUUUUAUGUGAAUGCCGGCGGAGUGUGGCGCAGUGAGACGGGCACCGCCGCUCGAGCGGCGCGGCAUCAGGGACAGCCCCGCGUGGCGGGACAUGGAGUCGACGGGAUCGCCCCGUCUGACGGGACGUGGAGUCGCCGGGACCGCCCCGCCUGACGGGACGUGGAGUCGCUGGGACCGCCCCGCCUGACGGGAGUGGAGUCGCCGGGACCGCCCUGCCUGACGGGACGUGGAGUUGGCGGGGCCUGACGGGAUGCAGAAUCGCCGGCACCGCGCCGCCAACGGCGCUCAUAGCUCCGCCCAGCACGUCCGCGCCAGGACGUCGUGACACCGCGACUGCGGUGACUCCGGAGACUGCACGGCCGCUGCCGUGCGUCGCGUUCGCGCGCGGAACCGCGGACCGCUCGGCGCGAGAAGCGGGCUCGCCGGCGUUUGGGGCGGGCGGGGACGGCUCGGCCGGGACGGACCGGCCGUGCCGCGGCCCGCCGCCACCUGCGAGCUUUCAGUGUCAGUGGGGAGGGGGCGCUGCCCCGGCUCCGUCUGUGGCCCAGGCGCGGCCAGCGCCCGGGUGCCGCCGCGGGCCGCUUGUUCGGCCUCCGUUACUUUGCGUUCAACCGGGAGAGGCUUCAGUUGGUUGGAUAUUAAUACAGAUCUUCACGUG